AUGGUAGAUUUAUUGACCCUAACAACAGAAACUUUAGAAUCCGAGGAGACCAGCAGUGGUGGUUUGUUUGUACCUGGGAAGGACAAAGUAAUCUUUAAACCUCGUGAGAGGAAAUCACUUUUAGAAACAAACAGUCAGGCUUAUAGACAGCUGCUGCUAACCACUCCCAGCCUUGGUGACUAUAUUUCUGGUGCCAUUCUCUUCGAAGAGACACUUUACCAGUCAACUACAGAUGGAAAAAAGUUUGUGGAUUAUUUGCGAGAUGAGAAUAUUGUGCCGGGUAUCACAGUUGAUAAGGGUUUGGUUCUGCUACCACGAUCCAACAAUGAAUCUUGGUGCCAGGGGCUAGAUGAAUUGGCUUCUAGAUCUGGAAUGCAAAAUGAAGGUACCAACCUGAUUGCAGUAAGAAGUCCAUUCAAGUCUCAAGAUCCAAACAAGCCCUGGCCUAUCAUUCUUUGGCUACAGAGUCGACCUGGUCCUUCUGGAGUUGGAAUUGGGAAUUUUGAAGAGGUUGGGCCUUUGGACACUUUUUUGAAGCCUAGAAGUUCCACAUGGCUGAGAAUAGCUGAUCUUUUACUUGAUAAUCCUGUUGGGACUGGAUAUAGUUUUGUAGAGCAGGAUGAUAAAAAUCUACUUGUUCAAACUGAUGUUAAGGCUGCAAAUGAUUUAACUACAUUGUUGAUAGAAAUUUUUAAUAGAAAUGAGAGCCUCCAAAACAGUCCUCUUUAUGUGGUGGCACAGUCUUAUGGAGGAACAUAUGCUGUCACUCUUGGAUUAUCAGCACUGAAGGCAAUCCAGCCAGGAAAAUUAAAGCUCAAGUUUGGAGGUAUUGACUUCUUCCAAUUGAGCACAUCUGAAUCAGCUACACAGAGGAAGAAAGUUAGAAUUUUCCUUCUUCACGUCAAUACAAAAUCUCCAAAAUUGUUUUAA
Molecule: messenger RNA, 930 nt
Organism: Fraxinus pennsylvanica
Lineage: Eukaryota; Viridiplantae; Streptophyta; Magnoliopsida; Lamiales; Oleaceae
Source: the annotation of a GenBank genome assembly